Striga hermonthica is the source of this 480-nucleotide messenger RNA. The record is from the annotation of a GenBank genome assembly. NCBI's taxonomy places the organism in Eukaryota, Viridiplantae, Streptophyta, Magnoliopsida, Lamiales, Orobanchaceae.
AUGGCGGAACAGACCGAGAAGGCAUUCUUGAAGCAGCCGAAGGUGUUCCUUUGCUCGAAGAAGUCGGGAAAAGGGAAGGCUCCGGGAAAGGGAGGCAAUCGCUACUGGAAGAGCAUCGGAUUAGGGUUUAAAACUCCACGCGAGGCCAUCGAAGGCACGUACAUUGACAAGAAAUGCCCCUUCACCGGCAGUGUAUCCAUCAGGGGCCGUAUCCUUGCUGGAACAUGCCACAGUGCUAAGAUGAUGAGAACAAUCAUUGUUCGACGCAACUACUUGCAUUGGGUCAAGAAGUACCAGCGGUAUGAAAAGAGGCACUCGAAUAUUGCAGCGCACAUAUCCCCAUGCUUCCGUGUGAAAGAGGGUGACCAUGUAAUCAUUGGCCAAUGCAGGCCAUUGUCGAAAACAGUGAGGUUUAAUGUCCUUAAGGUGAUACCUGCUGGAUCAUCUGGUCGUGGCAAAAAGGCCUUUACAGGAAUGUGA